AUGCGAUGGGCACUGCACAGCAAGUUACCGGUUUUGGCAUCACUUGCUGUUCAUUUUAGAAGAAGAAUGCUUGUGAAUAACAAACAAUUAACUGCAUCUUUCACUGUGGUCAGCAGAUGCUUGUCUGACAGUCGACAAAGACAUCAGAUUAAAUCGAAGUCAUUAUUUGGAAAGACCUAUUGGCGACUAUCUACAAUUUCUCCAAUUCCUGAGAUUGUUUUUAUGUUUAUCCCAUUGGAUGAA
Molecule: messenger RNA, 243 nt
Organism: Trichobilharzia szidati
Lineage: Eukaryota; Metazoa; Platyhelminthes; Trematoda; Strigeidida; Schistosomatidae
Source: the annotation of a GenBank genome assembly